Messenger RNA from Folsomia candida, 1003 nucleotides. Its product is annotated as alpha-ketoglutarate-dependent dioxygenase alkB homolog 6. The coding region runs from base 143 to 820 and encodes 225 amino acids. NCBI's taxonomy places the organism in Eukaryota, Metazoa, Arthropoda, Collembola, Entomobryomorpha, Isotomidae. The transcript is spliced from 5 exons. The record is from RefSeq and is a predicted model, not a curated record.
UGAUGGUGGCUCGACUGACUCGAUGCAAAAGUCAUCAACUGUUUCUCAGUGUUACUAAUAUUAAUCCAUUUUCGAAAUCGAAAAUCCAUUGGUGGAACUUAUAGCAGCUGCUGAACCACCAUCCCAUUGCUUCGACUGAGCAAUGGACCUCAGCGAUUAUAAAGUGGAGGGUGGACCUCCUUCAAUAUUUUACGUUCCAAAUUUCAUAUCAGAAGAAGAUGAAACUGUUUUGCUGGCCAAGAUUUACCAGGCUCCGAAACCAAAAUGGACGGUCUUAACGAAUAGACGACUACAAAACUGGGGAGGUCUGCCCCACCCUCGUGGAAUGAUUGCAGAAAAACUUCCGCCGUGGUUGAAGAAGUAUGUGGAUGACAUAGCUGAACUGAAUCUCUUCAAUGGGAAAUUGCCAAAUCACGUAUUGGUCAACGAAUAUCGUCCUGGUCAAGGAAUUAUGCCACACUUAGACGGAUCUCUAUUUCAUCCAACAAUUACUACGAUCAAUCUGGGAUCUCAUAGCAUAAUUAACUUUUAUACUCCAUUGUCAAAUGUGUCAAAAGAAGUUCCGGAUUAUAAGCAACGGUUGAGAUUUUCACUCAUGUUGGAACCAAGAAGUCUCCUGGUUCUUCAGGACGAAUGCUACAACAAUUAUUUACAUGGAAUCGACGAAACUACAAAAGACGUCGUUUCGGAAAGUGUCAUUAAUUCCAAGUCUGCACAUGUCACCGUUGGUCAAGAACUCGAUCGGGGUACGAGAGUCUCUUUGACAAUCAGAUUUGUGCCAAGGACGACUAAAGCCCCCAUUCGCAUUGGAAGAAAUUAAUUUCCCUUUUUAUGGAUGCGUCAUUUUAUUUCGUUUUUUUGUAUAAAUUGCAUUCACAAAUCCUAAAGUACUUAUGAAGUAAUAGCUACUAAUCCAAAUAGAUUUUGGUAAUUUACACCCAGUUUUGAAUCAAUGAACAAAAUUUAUAAAGCUGCUCGCAUAAAUACAUAUGUAGCAAAAAAA